AUGAACUUUGGAUACUACAACCCUGGAUGGAUCGUGUACCCUCAGCUGCUAUUAUCACCACCAAGCCAUGCGACCCAGAACCUAAUCCAGCCGGUGCAGCAGCAGCAGACACAGACACAGACGCAGACACACCACCACCAGAAUCACCACCCAGACCAACUAAAUCAACCUAUCCGCAAACCGUAUCACCCGCCGUCGUCUGCGAAAUCCCAUUACUGCAUCUGGGUUGGCAACGUGCCACCGGACAGCAGCGUCGAGGAACUCUUCAGCUACUUCGCCCGCCAGUCUGCACAUGCACCGCGACUGAGUCUCGGUGAAUACGCUGCACUUCCACCCAACUGUGGUCUAGUCAGCAUCCACCUGAUCAGCAAGAGCAGAUGCUGUUUCGCUAAUUUCUCCACCCCCCACGCUCUUCAUCUCGCAGUGCGCGAUUUGAACGGGAGUAAGCUACGCCUAGGUGCUCCGAGACUGGUGGUUCGGGUGCGCGACACGCACGCAGAGCUGAGUAGCGGCGUUGGAUUGCAGCGUGGACGCAAGUUGCACCGCAAUUGGGUGAAUUGGGCUAGUGAUGGGAAUUAUGAGCAGGUGCAGAAUAGUGAGACACAACAGCAGCAAGAAGAUAACAAUCAAGAUAAUGAACACCAAGGUGAUAACAAUCAGCCCAAAUUAUCACGCUCCAGCUCAGUCUCCUCUACAUGCACCUCUUCCACAACCGACUCCUUCCUCAGCCACUAUUUCCCCGUACGCUACUUUAUCCUCAAGAGCCACCACUUCGACGAACUCCUCGAGAGCGUCAAGACGGGCGUGUGGUCGACGCAGCCGCACAACGAGCAUGUCCUUGAUAAGGCCUUUAGAUCGUCACACACUGUCAUUCUCAUCUUCUCCAUCAACAGAUCCGGUGGCUGGUUUGGGCACGCCAAAAUGUCGUCACAACUAUCAAACUCCUCCUUUUCCCUCCAAUGGAACACCGUUCAGUUCCUCCCCUUCUCACACACUCGACUGCGCAACCCUUUCAACAGUAAUCGCGAAGUCAAAGUGAGUAGGGAUGGCACUGAGAUUGAGCCAGGCGUCGGCAGGCAGCUGGUUGAACUGUGGAACACUGCUCCUAUCGAGCAAGCUUAA
Molecule: messenger RNA, 1122 nt
Organism: Wallemia ichthyophaga EXF-994
Lineage: Eukaryota; Fungi; Basidiomycota; Wallemiomycetes; Wallemiales; Wallemiaceae
Product: YTH domain-containing protein 2
Exons: 1
Coding region: 1-1122 (373 amino acids)
Biological process (GO): regulation of alternative mRNA splicing, via spliceosome; mRNA splicing, via spliceosome
Cellular component (GO): nucleoplasm
Molecular function (GO): mRNA binding; N6-methyladenosine-containing RNA reader activity
Source: RefSeq, a predicted model, not a curated record